Molecule: messenger RNA, 1428 nt
Organism: Aplosporella prunicola CBS 121167
Lineage: Eukaryota; Fungi; Ascomycota; Dothideomycetes; Botryosphaeriales; Aplosporellaceae
Exons: 2
Coding region: 49-1356 (435 amino acids)
Source: RefSeq, a predicted model, not a curated record
CAUCAAUCUCCACGCUCUUUUUGCUUAAACUUUCAAGCACUGUACACCAUGCUUUACAGCUCAAUCUCACUCAUCGCCAUUGCGACACUCUUGACCGGGCCUGGUUCAGCCUAUCCAGCUUCCCAACAGUCUGGGAAUCCAAACGUACUCUUCUCCCGAAACGGGGCGAAGUGCACUGCUAUUUCCACUUGCUCCGAUACCGACAUUGCCAGCUACUUCACCUAUGACAGCUCCCUCAAGCGUGAUGUCGACGAGUCGCACGUGCUUGAAAAGAGGGCUACUGGGAAGGACCUCAAGUGGUGUGAUAAGAAAAUCUCCACCAAAAACUAUCCCAAUGCAGAGGAGCUUGCUAUCAAAGGCAAGAGUACCGAUUUCUACAAUGCCAAUUGCAAAGUAUUUGGUUUCUCCAGCCCAACCUCAUGCGGCGACAUCACUUUCAAAGAGAUACCCCUCCCUGCCCAAAGCGACCUUGGAAAGUACCAGGUCGAGCACGUUCUGGAGGGUCAAAUGAUGAACCAGUUCUCCAAGUCUAUCACGACAUCGAAAAAGUUGAAGGACCCCGAAGACAAUACCAAGGACCUGGACGUUUGCAAAUAUACACUCAAGUUCUUUAGCGAGCUACCGGAAGGUCAGACAGUCGACGAGGUCAACAGCAAGAAGCUAAAGAAACCUGACCCAAAGGGCAGCCAAGGCAUCCGAUGGCUGGCCUCAAUCUUCCCGCAACAAUACGAGCAUGACUCCUCGGAAUUUGCGUUGUUGGAAAAAUACACCAACAAUAAUAAGCAGGGUCUCUGGGGCGGCAAGCAUCCUGUCGAUCCCGCUAAGAUCAAGAAGAAAGUGGAAGGAUGGUCUGGAAAGUCUGAGACAAACAUCCAGGCGGAUUUCAGGAUUGCUUCUUCCUUGUUUAAGCGCCUUCUCGCCCUGCGCGUUUACCAUCGCGACACUUGGGUGUCAACCACCCUCAAAACUCAAGCGGACCGUAUGGGAGAGAUGCUUGAUGGCCUCGAGAAGGAGCUGGAGAAGAAGCAGAUCAGCGUCACCGAUCCCAAGGACAAAACCAAGAAGAAGAGCUGGGAGAAGUACCAAUCUCUGGGCCUUAAGAAGCAGUGGAAUGACUACAUGAAGAAGACCACAGACGAUGCCAUGUCGAAGCUGGACACGGAUCUCAAGAGCGCAGCGAAAAUUCUUGAAGAUACGAAGAAAGAGAUGGAUACCAAGGCCAAGGAUACUUCUGCGAAGGGCAAACCUUCGGCUUCGCUUAAGAAGGUCCUGGAAGAGACUAUCUGCACCAUCAACGAGAUCAUGGACGUAUACAACGCGGAGAUGACCAAGGCGGCGAUGAAAAACCCUUUCUAGAUGUACCUCGGUACGCGAUGGGUGUAAGAGAGUAGCGAAACUUUUAUCCUUUCUAUCUCUCUUAGUCGGGAC